CUGAUUCGGAGCGAAAGUGACACGACGACAGAGCAAUCGAAAGCGAAUUAGAGUUUGAAUUGAUUAGCUUAUUGUUUUCUUAAAUAAGUCUUAGCGGUCGAUACCAGAAUGUCCCACGCAAUAGACGAACUGCAGGCGAUCAUCGCCGAGUUAAAGGUUGAGCUGGAGGAGCAGAAGUCUUCGAAUCGGCAGGCACGCAGUCGGAUCGAUCGUAUGUCCGCAGAGGUGGUGGACUCCAAUCCCUACAGCCGACUAAUGGCACUUCAGCGGAUGAACAUUGUGAAGGAGUACGAGCGCAUAAGGGACAAGGCGGUAGCCAUCGUUGGCGUAGGAGGCGUGGGAAGCGUUACUGCCGAUAUGCUCACCCGCUGCGGCGUCGGAAAACUAAUUCUGUUCGACUACGACAAGGUGGAAUUGGCGAAUAUGAACCGGCUGUUCUUCACCCCCGACCAAGCGGGGCUUUCCAAAGUGGAGGCCGCUGCGCGUACUCUUAGUUUUAUCAACCCGGAUGUGGAGAUCGAAACGCAUAAUUACAACAUAACGACGGUAGAUAAUUUCGACCGCUUCUUGGCCACAAUUACAGAGAGUGGAAAGGAACCUGGGCAGCCCGUAGACCUUGUCCUAAGCUGCGUGGAUAAUUUUGAAGCCAGAAUGGCGAUCAAUGCUGCCUGUAAUGAGCGAAACCUUAACUGGUUUGAGUCGGGUGUCUCGGAAAAUGCCGUUUCCGGACAUAUUCAAUUCAUUCGCCCGGGAGACACAGCCUGUUUUGCCUGUGCUCCGCCCUUGGUAGUGGCUGAAAAUAUUGAUGAAAAGACUCUUAAAAGGGAAGGUGUGUGCGCCGCAUCCUUGCCCACAACUAUGGGCAUCACAGCUGGUUUCCUGGUGCAAAAUGCCUUGAAGUAUUUACUCAACUUUGGCGAGGUUUCGGACUAUCUGGGCUACAAUGCUUUAAACGACUUUUUCCCGAAGAUGACGCUGAAACCAAACCCUCAAUGCGAUGAUAGAAAUUGUUUGUUAAGGCAGAAAGAUUUCCAAGCGCGGCCUAAGCCCAUAGAGGUUAAGGAGGAGAUCAGUUCCAGCGAUGAGCCCCUGCAUGCUACCAACGAAUGGGGUAUCGAGUUGGUGGCGGAUGAUGCACCCGUCAGCGUUUCAGAGCCAGUGCAGUCGGCAGUCGUAGGACAGGGCUUGAAGCUGGCCUAUGAUGCCCCAGAAAAAGACAAGGCGGAAGAGCAAAAUGUGGCAACUGUCUCCGACGAAACCAGCUUAGAGGACCUAAUGGCGCAAAUGAAGUCGAUGUGAAUAUUUUUUUGUUAUAUUUAAUUGAACAACACAAUUUUACAAAGUGAAAAAAUAGACAGAAAUAUAAAAUUUAAGCUCUAAUAAUUUGCAAUAAGUGUUUAACUGAAAAGAAAGAGCACUUAGUACUAUUGAAAUAUAUAAAAAAUUAUUUUGUAAAUUAUUACUAACAAAUUUUUUAUCAAGGUACGUUUAUAACGGUAUGCUUUUUUAAUGUAAAAGAAUAAAAAAUUAAAACAAUUAAAAAUUUCACGAAAAUCCAAAA
Molecule: messenger RNA, 1561 nt
Organism: Drosophila bipectinata
Lineage: Eukaryota; Metazoa; Arthropoda; Insecta; Diptera; Drosophilidae
Gene: Uba5
Product: Ubiquitin-like activating enzyme 5
Biological process (GO): protein ufmylation
Cellular component (GO): cytosol; cytoplasm
Molecular function (GO): UFM1 activating enzyme activity
Source: RefSeq, a predicted model, not a curated record